Molecule: messenger RNA, 3207 nt
Organism: Zingiber officinale
Lineage: Eukaryota; Viridiplantae; Streptophyta; Magnoliopsida; Zingiberales; Zingiberaceae
Product: receptor-like protein EIX1
Exons: 1
Coding region: 11-3004 (997 amino acids)
Molecular function (GO): protein binding
Source: RefSeq, a predicted model, not a curated record
UCUAGUAACCAUGGCUAAAAGGAACGUCCAUUUUCUCUUCCUGAUGUUGUCUUUACUAGGCAUUCACCUCCAAGAAAUCAAUCUCUGCAAUGGAGCUCUAAACUCAAGCUGCAACCCUGUUGAGAGAAGUGCUCUGGUGGAGUUCAAACAAGGCCUCGAAGAUGCUACUAACAGGUUGUCUUCUUGGAUGGGUCAAGACUGCUGCAGGUGGGAAGGUGUGGCAUGCAGCAAUCGCACCGGGCAUGUGAUAAAGCUUGACCUUCGCAAUCCACACCCUUUUUCUGAUGUUGAUUAUCUUCCAUACAACGAGUGGAGUUUAGGAGGUGAGUUGAAUCCUUCUUUACUGGGUUUGAAGUAUCUUAAGUACCUUGACCUGAGCAUGAACUAUUUUGGAGGAGCUGAUAUUCCAAAAUUUAUGGGAUCAUUUUAUCAUCUUCGAUAUCUUAACCUCUCCAGAGCUGGAUUGGGUGGACUCCUCCCUCAUCAAUUUGGUAAUCUCUCCAACCUGCAGUAUCUUGAUUUGUAUAAUGACUUGGAACCGUAUUUCGGAGCUCAAGUUCGUGAAUUUAGAAUUGAUGAUGCAAUCUGGAUUUCUGGGCUUUCUUCUCUGAGGCAACUAAAUAUGGAGAAUGUUAAUCUUCAGAAUGUUAGUAAUUGGCUCCGAGCUCUCAAUACUCUUCCUUCCAUCGAAGAGAUCCAUUUAUCUUCAUGUGGUAUUGAACACGUCCAACUCUCCCUCCCACAUGUAAACUUCACCUCACUUGCUUUGCUUGAUUUGUCUUAUAAUUCUAUUGGCUCUUCAAUACCCACUUGGUUAUUCAAUAUAAGUGGCCUUCAAUAUCUUGACCUUAGUCAUAACAACUUUACUGGUCCUAUUCCAUCCCUCUUUGGAAACUUAGUUUCUCUCAGCGACCUAAAUUUAGCUGAAAACUAUUAUAUAAAAGGGGGGAUACCUAUUUCAUUGAGGAAUCUAUGCAAGCUGCAAAGUUUAAAACUGUGGGGCAUCAAUAUCAGCAUGGAUUUGUCAGAGCUCAAUGUUAUAUUUUCAGGUUGCAUCAAAAUAAGUUUAGAGAUUCUUGAACUGCCUGACGCUGGACUUACUGGUCAGUUACCUGAAUGGCUAGGGGAACUCAAAAGGCUUAGAGUUCUCGUACUAUCUCAUAAUAGAAUUUCUGGCUCUAUUCCUGCAUGGCUCGGACAACUAGUUUCACUGGAAGUACUCUAUUUAAAUAACAAUCAACUUAAUGGGACUAUACCAAAAAGUGUAGGGUGCUUAUCAGAGCUAGUUCAUUUGGGCUUGACCAGCAAUUUUUUAGUCGGUGAAAUGUCAGAAGCACAUUUUGCCAAUUUGACAAAGUUGAAAUAUUUGAGCUUGGCAUUAAACUCCUUGGCUCUAAAGUUUGAGCGUAAUUGGCUUCCUCCUUUUCAUCUUGAGUACAUUGUUAUGGGCUCUUGCAUCUUGGGUCCCGAUUUUCCAGGAUGGCUUCAGAAGCAGGAAAAUAUGACAUUCCUUAUGAUGGCAAAUGUUAGUAUCGUCGAUGAUAUGCCAGACUGGUUUUGGAGCUUGAUUUCUGGAGCACAUUAUGUGGAUAUCUCUAGCAACCAAAUCAGUGGCAGACUACCUAAUUUAGUGCAUUUAAACCAGGUAAGUAAACUUGAUAUAAGUUCUAACAACUUCAGUGGCCUUCUUCCAUAUUUUCCUCAAGGUUUGUAUGUACUAGACGUCCACGACAAUUCAUUCUCAGGGCCAAUUCUCCCUGAAAUCAUCAUGGGUAUGCCAAAUCUCAUCUUCUUAUCGCUCUCCAAGAAUAAUUUAAUUGGUACUAUUCCCUCGUCUUUGUGCCACCUUCAAGGGAUGACCACCCUUGAUCUUUCAGAUAAUCUCUUGUCAGGAAAAUUGCCUGAUUGUUGGAAUAGCUCUUCAGAACUUAAUGUGUUAGAUUUUUCAAUAAACAAUAUUUCGGGAGGAAUUCCUAAAUCAAUAUGUUCACCUCCAUCACUUUAUUCAUUGAAUCUGAACAAUAACAAUCUAUCUGGAGAGUUACCUCUGUCUUUAAAAUAUUGUCAACAACUAGUCAUUCUUGAUGUGGAAUAUAAUGAGCUCAGAGGUGAAAUACCAAGAUGGAUGGGAGGAAGUCUUGCCUUCCUUAUGACUCUCAAAUUGAGAUCCAAUAAAUUGGUUGGAAAUAUUCCUCCCAAUCUUUCAUUACUAAGAUAUCUCCAAGUCCUUGACCUUGCAGAAAAUGAGUUCUCAGGCACCAUUCCGCGAAGCUUUGGAAACUUCAAUGGCAUGAAAGUCGUUAGAAAUACAACUGAAUUGCCCACGGAUUUAUUUGCAAGUACUUAUACGCAGAUUAUGCCAUUUUCAACUAAAGGGAAUAUUCGAGAGUACGAAGAUCUAUCUUCGCUGAAUAUAAUUGAUCUUUCAAAUAAUAACCUGAUUGGUAGAAUUCCUACUGAACUAAUGAACCUAUCAAAAUUGUUCAGUUUGGAUUUAUCUGGAAAUCAUUUAACAGGAGAAAUUCCUGAAAACAUUAGUGCAUUACAACAAUUGGAGUCUCUAGACUUGUCCAGAAAUAAUUUAUCUGGAGGAAUUCCUUCUAGUAUGGCCAAUAUGUCAUCCUUGGAGUUUUUAAAUUUGUCCUAUAACAAUUUAUCAGGCAGAAUUCCAAUCGGUGGUCAACUUCUAACGUUCAGUGAUCCAUUAGUCUACAUUGGAAAUCUUUAUCUAUGUGGGUUCCCUGUAAAUCGAAGUUGCAAGGACAGUGAGACAACACAAACUCCAAAUCGCAUAGAUGACAAGAAUGAAAAUGAAAUGAUAUGGCUAUACACAAGUUUUGCUCUCGGAUUUCUUACAGGAUUUUGGAUAAUUUGGGGGGCAUUGCUACUGAAGAAAAAUUGGAAGAUUUGCUAUUUCAGAUUUAUCGACAACACAUAUGACAAAGUUUACGUGUGGAUUAUGCUGAAGCUACCUAGAAUGUCAAACAUAUUAUUGUACUUAUGAAUAUGUUUGCUGAUGGAUACCUACCUACCUUUAGAAAUUUGCUCUUUAGUAACUCAUCAUCAUACACUAGUAUGAUAGUGCUAUCUUUCACUUGCUUUGUAGCCCAUCUAUAAGAAGUAUUUAUCUUAAAAGAUGCAUUUAUCUUACAUUACUCCCGUUCUAGUUCUAAUUCUAGUUCUAGUGGUGAUCAAAUUUCUGGGAUC